Molecule: messenger RNA, 752 nt
Organism: Coprinopsis cinerea okayama7#130
Lineage: Eukaryota; Fungi; Basidiomycota; Agaricomycetes; Agaricales; Psathyrellaceae
Exons: 2
Coding region: 66-752 (228 amino acids)
Source: RefSeq, a predicted model, not a curated record
CUCUUCUGUGCUGCACCGCGGUAUAAAGCUUGUUGCUUUCACGAAUGUCGUCCAUCCAACGCACCAUGUCCUCUGAAUCUGUCUCUUCCGAACGAUAUGUCCCCGUCCACAGACGGAGCAGCUCAAGCUCAUCGUCGAGGUCCUCGAAUGGAUCUUAUAUCUACAGUCGUGAAGCCCUGCUUGCCCUGGCGCCUCCCUCACACACUCACGGCGCUGACUCUUCCGUAACAACGCCGGCAUCAACCCGCCCAUCGUCACCUCAUGAUAACGCCGCCCCACAUGAUAUCCAUCGAGGAUGGGCCAAGCUCAACGAAGCUAUGCGCGCCUAUCUUCGAGCUACAUGCCCCGAGAUUGCCAUGAACCGCAAGAUGCGCAAAUCUCUCGAAUUCCACGACUACCAGCACCAGCGUGCAACCCGUCAACAACAACGAGCUGAACAGAGGUCUCGCGAAGCCUCCAGACAGCGGUCGUCACGGUCAUCGUCACCAAGGCACUCGCAUGGCCAGUUCCUUGAGGUCCCUUCGACACCAUCCAAGCCCGCCUCCCCAUCUAAACGCCAGCCUCAAUCACCUUCUACGAACGAAUCCAUUAAGCGAUCGAGGUCACCCACUCCCCGACUAUCACAACCCAGCAACAGCAGAACGAGGCAAGCACAGUUUGCUCAGCUACACGCGAACGCUGCCGCCAUCGCCACCACCGCCAGCGAGGGCAACUGGAGAAUAAACCGACCUCCGGCCAUCGCUGUGGUAUAG